Diabrotica virgifera virgifera (western corn rootworm) is the source of this 504-nucleotide messenger RNA. RefSeq lists its product as uncharacterized. The transcript has 2 exons. Gene Ontology annotation, molecular function: sequence-specific DNA binding. Bases 88 to 408 code for a protein of 106 amino acids. The record is from RefSeq and is a predicted model, not a curated record. NCBI's taxonomy places the organism in Eukaryota, Metazoa, Arthropoda, Insecta, Coleoptera, Chrysomelidae.
CAAAUCCAAUAAUCCAAACAUAACCUUAUAAAUUUAGAGACAGCUGUUUGUUGUUUUUAAUGACGAAUUAUAUUCUUUGGGCGAAUUAUGACGGAUUCUGUAAGAUAUUGCUCUGUGUGUAGAACAAAUUCCAGGGACUAUAAUAGGUUGAGUUUCUUUCGGUUUCCCAAGGAUGAAAAACGAUUUGCAGAAUGGAGGAAAAUCCUUCAAUGUGAAAAAAUUGCCAUGCACAGUGCUCAAUAUUGUUAUGAAAGGUAUAAAGUAUGCGCCUUACAUUUUGAGGAUAAGGCCUUUGCAGGAUUUGGGAAAUGCAGGUUAAAAAAAGAUGCAAAACCAUCUAUUCAUCUUGUGAGCAACAUUAAAGUUGAAUGUACAGAAGAGCCCUUUGAACCCGAUCCACUUUGGUAGAAAUUGGCAAUAGAUUUGAGGAAAAUAAAUGUGAUGCAGUUACUCGAAAAAUCAAUACUUUAUAAAUCUAAAAAUUACAAUAAAAUGUUAUUUCAA